Molecule: messenger RNA, 767 nt
Organism: Aedes albopictus (Asian tiger mosquito)
Lineage: Eukaryota; Metazoa; Arthropoda; Insecta; Diptera; Culicidae
Exons: 2
Coding region: 63-563 (166 amino acids)
Source: RefSeq, a predicted model, not a curated record
CUACAAGCUUAUUCUUUUAGAACAUCAUCAGUUCAGUUCAAUCGAUCCAAUUGCAUAGAAAAAUGAAGUUCUUCAUAGCAUUCCUGGCCCUGGCUCUGGCGGCUGCUGAAGCUGGAUACGCGCCGGCUGCGGUUCCAGUCGCUACUUCGGUUUGGCCUGCGUACAGUGUGUAUGGAAAGGGUGCCGUUUCCGCUUGGCCUUAUGGUCACGAUGGCUGGAACAACGCCGCCGGUUGGAACACCUGGAACAAUGGCUGGAAUAGCUGGAGCGACGAUGGUCAUAGUUCGUACGGAUACCCUGGUUAUGCCGCCGGAGCCUGGUCUCCUGCUAACUAUGGUCACAAGACGGUUGUAGUGCACGCCAAUUCGGGAAAGACGGCCUACCCCUACGGACUGCCGUGGGGAACCUACGGUGCUGGAGUUCAUGGAUGGACUGGCCAUCAUGGUGGUUAUCUGCCAACCAUUGUCCCAGUGUCCAAACAGGUUGCUGCCACCCCCGGAUCAGUUCAUGUGGCUGCGGUCCCGGUUGGAGGUGAAAAAGUGGUUGUUGGUAAAACUUGGUAAAUGCGAGGAAUGACUAAGGGUUCAAAUGGGCUUUGUGAACAAUGGAAAAGAUAUCCAGAAAUAUAUUGAAAUACCGUAAAUACGAAAUACAUGUUUUAUUGAAUCCCUACAAAUCUGAAUACAAAGCGACCCCGGUGCAGGACUUAUUGCCAUUUACCUCAGGGACUUCACUAUAAGAUAUUUCGAUGAUAACUUUCAAAACAA